UCGUGUUCUUGAAGACUGAGACAAACCCAGCUACAGCCUCUGGAGCGCGGACAGAGAUAGAGCUGGCAAAUGGAUCCUUCCAUGAGCAGCUGCAUGCGGAGUCCCCGUCCCAAUACCCCACUUUGGGGGUGUCUACGGAACGGCACCACGGAGGUCAGCACUGCAUCCGGGCUGAAUCAUUACCCUCAAGCACCCUUCUCGUUCCAUCAAAAACCAGACUUUGCUACAUAUUCUGAUUUCUCAGCCUCCUGCCUGGCCACUGCGCCCCACAGCUUCCCUCGAGAGGAACGCGGGUUUGCAGAGCAGCACCCUUCCUUCCAGCCUUCCGACUGGCACUUUGCAGCCUCUGAGGCUAGAAGGCGACUAAAUCCUGGACUGGCUUUGGGUUCUGGGGAGCUAGAAGGUGGCAGCCCAAACCUGGUGGGUGCUGCAGGGAGUGUGAAUGAAGAGUAUGGGGUACCAGGCAACAGUACUAAUGAAACUGAGAAAAAGGCUUCCAGAAGGAAAAAGGAAAACUCAGAAAACCAGGACUCUGGUAGCAAGCCAGAAGCCAGCAGCAAAGCACGGAAGGAGAGGACAGCUUUCACCAAGGAGCAGCUGCGGGAAUUAGAAGCAGAAUUUGCUCACCAUAACUAUUUGACAAGGCUCAGGAGAUAUGAGAUAGCAGUGAACCUGGACCUCACUGAGAGACAGGUUAAAGUGUGGUUUCAAAACCGAAGAAUGAAGUGGAAGCGUGUUAAAGGUGGGCAGCCAGUGUCCCCACAUGAGCAUGACCCAGAAGACAUGGACUCUGCUGCCUCCCCAAGCUCUGAGUAG
Messenger RNA from Alligator sinensis (Chinese alligator), 816 nucleotides. RefSeq names its product mesenchyme homeobox 1 (gene MEOX1). The record is from RefSeq and is a predicted model, not a curated record. Gene Ontology annotation, biological process: positive regulation of transcription by RNA polymerase II. Gene Ontology annotation, cellular component: nucleus. The transcript is spliced from 3 exons. Gene Ontology annotation, molecular function: RNA polymerase II cis-regulatory region sequence-specific DNA binding; DNA-binding transcription factor activity, RNA polymerase II-specific. Lineage: Eukaryota; Metazoa; Chordata; Crocodylia; Alligatoridae. The coding region runs from base 70 to 816 and encodes 248 amino acids.